Messenger RNA from Acanthosepion pharaonis, 702 nucleotides. NCBI's taxonomy places the organism in Eukaryota, Metazoa, Mollusca, Cephalopoda, Sepiida, Sepiidae. The record is from the annotation of a GenBank genome assembly.
AUGUCAUUUUCGUUUACCCGAGAAGGACACGAAGCUCUCUCUUUUCGUUGCCUUUCAUUUAUUAGCACUCUUUGCUUCUUUCAAUUUCACAUAACACCUAUUUCUCUCUCUUUCCCUCACUUGCACACUUUUCAAUCAUUUUCUAUUUUCAUUUCUACGUCUUUCUUUUCUAAACUCUCUUUGACGAUUUUAUUUUUACACAUCGCUUAUUUCUCUCUCUCUCUCUCUCUCUCUCUCUCUCUCUCUCUCUCUCUCUUGGACAGUUUAUUCUCAUUUUCUAUUUUCUCUACUUGCCUUUCUUUCCUUACAUCUUUUUGUCUCUUAUUUUCACAUAUCUCUCAUUUAAUUGUCACUCUACUGUACAAUUUCCUCUCAUUUCCGUUGGUCUCUCCUUUGUCUCGUUCUACUCAAUUUCCUUUUCUGUUUUCUCACUAUUGUCUCCCUGUUUUCGUGUCCAUCACAUCCGUGUCUUUUCUUCUCUCUACGUUUACUUGUCUCUCUACUAUUACUUGUCUCUCUAUUUUUCUGCUAUCAAAUUUGACUUUUCUUUCUCCUGGUUUUGUCUUUCUCUUCUCUUUCCUAUGCGGUAUUUUUCUAACUUCAUAUCUUUCUUCUUUACUUACCUCUUCAAUACUUGUGAAUCUCGUAUCUGUUUUAUUUUAUAUAACCCACUUUCCCGCAUUUGACCUUCUACCUUUCUAA